AGAGCAGACUCCUAGCGCUCUCUACUUGUAUAAUCUCCAUGGUAUUUUUUUAAUUUUCUUUUGAGGUUAUGAAAAUUUUUCAAAUUUUAUUUGGCGCAUUUUCAAUUUCACAAUGUCAGAUAAUACAAAUAUUUUAAAUGAAAACGUUAAUAUGGAAGAAUAUAGUGAAGAAAUGUUUGAUAGUGAAAAUUUAAUUACAGAAGAUGGCAACGACGUUGAUAUUGAAGAUGAGAUUGAGAAACCAACAGCAGAACAGACUCCAAAUGAACAAACUGAACACGAACAGAAAUUAACCAAAUUACCUUUAGCACGAAUUAAAAAUAUUAUGAAAAUGGAUCCAGAUUUGAAUCUUACAAGUCAAGAAGCUGUAUUUUUAGUUGCCAAAGCUACAGAAUUAUUUAUUGGAUCUUUAGCACGUGAAACAUUUGCAAUUACAUCUAAAAAUAAGAAGAAAACAAUGCAACGUAAAGAUUUAGAUGCGGCUAUCGAAUCAGUCGACGCUCUAUGUUUUCUUGAAGGAACUUUAGAUUAGUUAUUAAAAUGUGUUGUUUAGUUAUUUAAUCAGAUAUUUUGUACGUAUUUUUUAAUAAUAAAGGUUU
Chrysoperla carnea is the source of this 599-nucleotide messenger RNA. It is a transcript of the gene PolE4, whose product is annotated as DNA polymerase epsilon subunit 4. Lineage: Eukaryota; Metazoa; Arthropoda; Insecta; Neuroptera; Chrysopidae. The transcript has 2 exons. Gene Ontology annotation, molecular function: protein heterodimerization activity. Bases 113 to 532 code for a protein of 139 amino acids. Gene Ontology annotation, cellular component: epsilon DNA polymerase complex; nucleus. The record is from RefSeq and is a predicted model, not a curated record.